UUGAUAAAAAUGCAAGACGAGUACCCGUUGCAAGGGUAUGCACAACGAAGUGUUUUGACAACCUGGAAAAUAUCUCACGAGCAAAUAAAGAGCCAGAGCGAGGAGGCCAGUAAUCUCUUGCAACUCUGGAUCUUCGGUAUGAGCUUCUUGCUUGUACUAAGGGGAUCGACACAGAGACUGUUGUGCCAGACUGGCUAA
Molecule: messenger RNA, 198 nt
Organism: Aureobasidium melanogenum CBS 110374
Lineage: Eukaryota; Fungi; Ascomycota; Dothideomycetes; Dothideales; Saccotheciaceae
Exons: 1
Source: RefSeq, a predicted model, not a curated record